GAGUCCCUUUAGGAAACAGUUCACUCCACUAGACCGGCGUGUUACGCUUAAACGUCUUGAGCGAUGUGGGAAAGUCUCCUGGAUUUUGCAGAUUUAUUUACCUUACUUUUCUAAAGAGCCCUGAAACGGUUAAUCUCCUUCCCGGGGGCCACUCCGCCCAAGUGUCCCUCCUGUGCACGAAGCAGGAAGAGAAUUUCACUUUCGACGAGGACGACAUUUUUUUCUGCUUUGGUCUUCGUACUGUGAAUCUUCUUCUGAUUUUUUUUAUUUUUAACUAAUCCUACGCAUUGAACCAUGGAAACACCUGUAGUUGAAUUUGAAGAUAUCGAUGGAUUACGGCAAACCCUGUCCAGCUAUAAGCCUGGAUCAACACGAAACCUUGUUGGCCAUGGCUUCAGUAGAUGUGUCUGCAACUCUUUGGCCUAGGGGGCGAUGGAAAAUCCUCACUAAUUAACUCUUGCCUGUGUGUGGUCCACAACUUGCCGUUCAGCAAUGAAGCUGGUGCAGGAACAUCCUCGGACUCCUUUACCACAGCGAGAAAUGAGUACAAACUGACAGACACGGUCUACAUCACCGACAACCGCGGACUAAAUAAGCAGACGAAAGACGAGAGAUUGGAGCUUUCAGCACAGUUACGUAAUUUGCGGUCCCCAUCCAAAGUGGAUUGGAACUUUGAACUGGAAAGAACAGUAAAUCAACUUGAAGAGAGAUACAAUUAUUCUACGGAUUUCAUAGUGCCAGUAUGGGUAUACAGUUUUGACCGGCCAUUGAGUAAAGAUGCAGCAAAUGAAUUUAGCCUUUUACUAAGAGAUGCCUUUGAAAUAACUGGAAUUUUUCCUGUUGUGGUUCUCACAAAAUCUAAAGGAAAAUACACAGCCGGAGUACUGAAAGAAAUGGAAAACCUGGGCUGCCAACACAUGCAGGUUCUCAAUAAUUACACUACAGCCAACUCUACUCGAAGCGCGGAGACCGACUCCGAAGUCCUGAGGUUCCUGCACAUGUGUCUGCAGGAGGCCGACCGAGGGAUUCAGAAGAAGAAAAACCUAACGAUGCAGUGGGAGUUCUUAAAGCAGGCGGCCGAUCAGAUCAAAGCCGAGAUGAAGAGACAGAAAGAGCUGGAGGAGUUACAAGCCGCCAUUAAACAGAAAGAGCUGAGUCGUUUAAUGCUCAAGAAAUAAUGCAGACGGAGACAAAGAAAGUCAUAAAGCGGGAGAGGUUGCGAGUUUGAUUAACGGCUCCUGAUACCAGUGUGGGGGGUUUGCAUUUAUAUAAUUUUAUCAUCCAACUUUUUAAAAUUACUGCAGAUGUUAAAUAUUCUGUCAUUAAGCUGAUCAUUUACAAAUGUUCUUGUUUGUCAAGAUCUCUGCUUGCGGUCAUUCCAUUGAAAUCUUCAGACAGAAGCGCAGUGCUCGCUAUAGUACAGUUAUCCGAGUCGUUAGGCUCAGAUCACAUGCUCUUGCUGCUGCAUGUCUACAAAGCCCUUUCCCUCCUAAGGCCUCGUUCACAUCUCCUUUGCCGAAUCCUCUACCUCACCGCAGGAUCCCCACUGACUGCAGUGAGGUGUGGCAAUGAUCCGUCCGCCUUCCGGCAUUUGCGCCAAAUCUCCUAAACCGGGGAUGCUCAACCUGCGGCCCUCCAGCUGUUGCAAAACUACAAACCCCAGCAUGCCC
Bufo bufo (common toad) is the source of this 1670-nucleotide messenger RNA. RefSeq lists its product as uncharacterized. The transcript has 6 exons. The record is from RefSeq and is a predicted model, not a curated record. The coding region runs from base 402 to 1178 and encodes 258 amino acids. NCBI's taxonomy places the organism in Eukaryota, Metazoa, Chordata, Amphibia, Anura, Bufonidae.